AGGGCGAAAACCCUGAUUACGCAAUAAAUUCUAGUUAUAAGCAGUUAACUGCACAAAAUAAAACCAGCAUAAGGCAGUCUGUUUGAAACGAACCACCGCUGCAGUAUUCAUCUGAGAGCAGUUUUCUAAUGUGCCUUGUGGUGCCAGACGAAGAAGAAGAAGAAGAAAGCACAUCGAUAAUUCCAUUGACGGACAGAAUGGGCCAAAAGCUGGAAAAAACGGGAAACCCGCAUUACAUGGAAGUGGACGGGCUCUUCCUCCCUAUCUCUUUCUCACGGGAGAACUUCAUUUACGCCACCAAGCACAGACCCGAGGACGGCGACAUAAUCCUAGCAGGGUACCCAAACAGCGGCCUCAAAACUAUCGCCAUCAUGCUCCACCUCCUGACUCGAAAGAAAGCAGACACCAUAUCCAGCGAGAUCCCCCUACUUGAGUGGUGUGGCAAAGACGUCGAGAAACUUGCUCGACCACGGAUUAUCCGAACGCAUCUCCCCUACUACAGACUUAGCAUCAACCCUCUUGCCAAGUACAUCUACACUGUCCGGAACCCGAAGGAUUGCUGCGCUUACAGCUUCGACGACGCCGUCACGUAUCCCGAGGAUUACGGCUACCUUGAGGGUCGCUUCGACGAGUUUCUCGACAUCUUUCUCAAAGGCAAAGUUCACGGUAACGAUUACUUCAAGCACGUCAUGUCUUGGUGGCCUCGUAGGAACGAUUCCCACGUCCUCCUCCUGGUCCUGGAAGAUCUUCGUAUGGAGUCGAGAUUCUAUCUCGAGAGAAUCCUGGGAUUCUUGGGUAGGGACGACAUGGUGGCUAAUGCGAAAAAUAUAGGCCUACUUCAAGAGGUCCUGGAGAACAUUGGCACCGGUCCGGCACAUUCCAGGAUAAUGGACAUCAAGAUGUGCACGCAAGAUGGGCCAAUCGCGAGGGUUUCAACGGCGGGCUACUGGAAGAACUAUUUUACUUGCGGCCAAUCGAAAAGGAUGGACUCCGUUUUUGUAGAGAGGACGAAAGGUUUGGAGAUGAGGCAUUUGUGGAACGACUACGAUGUGUUCGCAAUCUGAAUUGCUUUUUUAUUUUAUUUUCGGCCAGUAAAAUAAUAUACAAUAGUGCUCCA
This is a messenger RNA of Ornithodoros turicata, 1117 nucleotides long. RefSeq names its product sulfotransferase ssu-1-like. The transcript is spliced from 2 exons. Gene Ontology annotation, cellular component: cytoplasm. Gene Ontology annotation, biological process: sulfation. The coding region runs from base 129 to 1064 and encodes 311 amino acids. Gene Ontology annotation, molecular function: sulfotransferase activity. NCBI's taxonomy places the organism in Eukaryota, Metazoa, Arthropoda, Arachnida, Ixodida, Argasidae. The record is from RefSeq and is a predicted model, not a curated record.